AAACUUAUGAAGCGUUUACUCUAAAUGUGGAACUUUUCGUAAAAUUUAUAAAGCGAUUUUAUCCUCAAUGCGAAACUUUUCGUGGAUUUUGAGAAUAAUUCAAUGUGACAUCGAGUGGGAUACCAAAAAUAAAAACACAACUUUAAAAAAGGGACUUAAUGGAUGUUUCAAGAAGAAUUUGGGCCAAAUUUUAAACUCUUUCAAAACUAUAGAAAGGCUAAAAUUCAGCUGACGCCGUCUUCCCCAGUUACUGAAGAAACAAAACGUCGCCGGGAACUGGAUUCCGUCACCGGGAAAAACAUGUCAUCCUUCCGGUAAUCUCUUUAAACUCAUAAAACUUCCAUAGUAAAUAUCUCAGCUUUAUUCUCAAAUGUCGACUGAAAAGUUUUACCGAACUGCAAAACAAUUAUUUCCCAAAAAACCAAAUGAAGAAAUUGCUAAAUUGAUCUCCAAUACUCUGAUAAAUUUGAGUUCUACAAAGGAAAUACCCCCAUCUCUAACUUCCUACCUCAAUCCCCAAGUAACCCAUCUGGUUUUUUCAAACCCAUCUGUCCCUACACAAUCUUGUUUAAGUUUCUUCAAAUUUCUCCAAAAAAAUCAAUCUUUCGAAAGACCCAAUCUUGAAUCACAUAUAGCCUUGUGUUUGCGCUUGUUUAAAGCCAGGAAGUUUGCUGAAGCCAAAAGUAUAUUGCAUACAGUUGCUUCUGAUGAUAGUUUAAGGAAACCAAUUUCAGAAGUAGCUUCAUUUUUGGGUGAGAAUCAUGUAGAACAUAAAGUUAUGGGGAAGAUGUUUGACAUGUUGUUUAGGGUAUAUGUUGAUAGUAUGAGGUUUAAGGAUGCUCUUGAGGUUUUUGAGUAUAUGAAGAAUGGUGGGUUCGAGAUAGAUGAUAGAUCUUGUAUGGUUUACUUACUUGCUAUGAAAAGACGAAAACAGUAUGACUCACUGGUUGAGUUUUUCGAGAUGAUGGUUGAAUUUGAUGUGAGAAUUACGGUGUACUCUAUGACGAUGGUUAUAGACGGUUUGUGUAAAGUAGGAGAGGUUAGCAAGGCAAGAAAACUCAUGGAUGAAAUGGUUAGUAAAGGGGUGAAACCAAAUGUGUACACUUACAACACAUUAUUAGAUGCUUGCAUGAAGAAGCCAGAUUUUGUGGCUCUGAAGGAGAUUUUGAUGGCUAUGGAGAAAGAGGGGUUGGAUCUUGAUGUGACGAGUUAUACUCUUCUGAUUAACGGGUAUUGUAAUAUUGGCAAUCUUAAAGAGGUUGAUAGGUUGUUUAGGGAAAUAGAAGGGAAAGGCAUAGAGCCAGAUGUUCAUUUAUACACCUCUAUGAUUAGUGGUUGUAGUAAGUUAGGUAAUGUCAAAAAAGCAUUUUCAGUGUUUGAUGAAAUGGUGGAGAGGGGUCUCGUUCCGAAUGCUCACACAUAUGGAGCUUUGAUAAAUUGCUUGUGUAAGGCUGGACAGAUGCAAGCUGCUGAAGUUUUACUUGAUGAGAUGCAUAGUAAGGGGGUUGAUAUUGGUCCAGUUAUAUUUAAUACAAUGAUGGAUGGUUACUGUAAGCAAGGUAAUAUCGAUGAAGCAUGGAGGCUGCAGAAAAUUAUGGAGGGGAAAGGGUAUGAAUCUGAUGUAUAUGCUUACAACAUAAUUGCUACUGGAUUGUGUAAGUUAGAUCGGUGUGAGGAAGCAAAGACGUGGUUGUUCUCAAUGGUGGAUCGAGGUGUAGCUCCAAAUGAAGUUGCUCAUACAACUUUGAUCAGUAUAUAUUCUAAGGAAGGAAAUUUUGUUGAAGCAAAAAGGACACUUGGUGAGAUGGAAACAAAGGGAAUGAAGCCUAAUACGGCAACGUACAAUACCCUGAUGGAUGGUUAUUGCAAGAAGGGCAUGAUGAAGGAAGCGUAUAAGCUAAAGAAUGUUAUGGAAUGUAAAGGCCUGAAACCUGAUCCCUAUACAUACACCUCACUUGUACACGGAGAAUGCAUAUCAGGGAAGGUAGAUGAAGCUCUGAAACUUUUCAACGAGAUGCCUCGAGAAGGUAUAGUUCCAAAUGUGGUGACUUACACAGCAAUGAUUUCUGGCUUAUCGAAAGAGGGCAGGUCAGAUGAAGCCUUCAGAUUGUAUGAUGAGAUGAUAGAGGCAGGACUUACACCUGAUGCUAGUGCAUAUUCUGCUCUCGUGGGCAGUCUUCAUGGUUGACGUUUAUUUAGUAUGUGAAGUUGCUCUAGAGGGACAUGUAAUCGUAAACAUCAAAAGUAAAUCAAAUGUAGCUAAUUGGAGCUAUAACAGAUUGUUCAAUAUAUCCUUCGGAUGUUUUAUAUAAAGGAAUUUAUUGCAGGACACUCUCACAGAUUCAA
This is a messenger RNA of Solanum lycopersicum (tomato), 2346 nucleotides long. Lineage: Eukaryota; Viridiplantae; Streptophyta; Magnoliopsida; Solanales; Solanaceae. The record is from RefSeq and is a predicted model, not a curated record.